This is a messenger RNA of Penicillium atrosanguineum, 930 nucleotides long. Its product is annotated as putative S-adenosylmethionine-dependent methyltransferase. The transcript has 2 exons. The record is from RefSeq and is a predicted model, not a curated record. Gene Ontology annotation, molecular function: protein-lysine N-methyltransferase activity. NCBI's taxonomy places the organism in Eukaryota, Fungi, Ascomycota, Eurotiomycetes, Eurotiales, Aspergillaceae. Gene Ontology annotation, biological process: peptidyl-lysine monomethylation; peptidyl-lysine dimethylation. Gene Ontology annotation, cellular component: cytoplasm. The coding region runs from base 1 to 930 and encodes 309 amino acids.
AUGGCAGAAGAGAAUCAACCGGCCUACCUCUCACCCAGUGAGCUGGGCACCAAAGACUACUGGGAAACAUAUUAUGCCCGCACCCUCGCCCACAUCUCCAACCCCUCAGACUCAACCAAGCCCGAAGACGACGCAGACUCCGACUCCGACGUCAACGACGAAGACGACCCCGGCACAUCCUGGUUCUCAGAACACAACGCCCCUCAAAAAGUCCUCCACUUCCUCACCCGCAAAUCCUUCCCCUUGUCCCCGCGCAAUACCCGCAAUGGCGCCGCGCAACCUCGGAUCCUGGACCUGGGAACAGGGAACGGGAGUAUGUUAGCCCUGUUACGCAAGCGGGGCGAAUUUGCAGGCGAGAUGGUUGGAGUGGAUUAUUCCGCGCAGAGCGUUGAGUUGGCAAGAGAGUUGCAGCGCUCGAGGGGACAUUCUGCAUAUCAUACUGAUUCCGAGGAAGAGAAUAGUGAGAAUGAAGAUGAAAAUGAAGAUGGGGAGAAGACGCAGGGUGAGGAAGUACCUAUUCGGUUUGAAGAGUGGGAUGUCCUUGGUUCAAAGGCUUGUCUUUCGCCUUCUGGAGAUGCCGUCGAGGUUACUGGUGAGGUAUUGGACUGGUUUCCUUACCAGCAGGGCGGCUUCGAUAUUGCGCUUGAUAAGGGGACUUUCGACGCUAUCUCCUUGGCAGAUGAUGCGAAGGAGACAAUGGUUUGUGAGCGGUAUCCUGAUAUUGCGAGGCGGUUGUUAAGACGGGGUGGGUUCCUUGUUGUGACGAGCUGCAACUGGACGGAGGAUGAGCUUGUGAAGUGGUUUACUGGGGCAGAGGGGAAGGAUAGACUGGUUGUUUGGGGACAUGUGGAAUAUCCGCGGUUUAGAUUUGGGGGACAUGAAGGGCAGGGGGUGUGUACGGUUUGUUUCCAGAGGGUUGUAGAUGCUUGA